This is a messenger RNA of Amyelois transitella, 4133 nucleotides long. It is a transcript of the gene Hrd3, whose product is annotated as protein sel-1 homolog 1. The coding region runs from base 254 to 2554 and encodes 766 amino acids. Lineage: Eukaryota; Metazoa; Arthropoda; Insecta; Lepidoptera; Pyralidae. Gene Ontology annotation, cellular component: endoplasmic reticulum membrane. The transcript is spliced from 15 exons. The record is from RefSeq and is a predicted model, not a curated record. Gene Ontology annotation, molecular function: protein binding. Gene Ontology annotation, biological process: ERAD pathway.
UGCCUCUGUCAAAUUGAUAGUUUUCACGACUUUCCGAUUCCGAUUUGAUGAAAAAAAUGAGAAGAAUUCGAGAAAAGUGCUAUAAAUUGACUAUAACAUCGAUAUUUUAAAAGAGACUACACGUGUAUUUUUAUGACUGGCUUUUUACUUUAUACUAACAAUAAGAUAGAUGUACCAAACACUAACCGUGCUAUUGUUGUGUUGUCAUUCAGGGACACGUAAUUCUUAUUAGUUUUGCGAUUAAACACGAAAAAUGGGUCGAUUAGAACUGCUCGUAAUUUGGUUGUGUAUAGCUGUAGUGGCUUGUGAGUUGUUGGGGCCGGAAAACCCUAAAAGUGAUGAGGAAGACCCGAAAGAAAUGCAGGAUGACGAGGAAGAAAUUAUUCGAAGAAUUAACACUGAUGUGGGACAGACAGACUUGGAGUACGCCCGGCACUUGACCGAGGCCGUGAAGAAAGAGAUCGUAUCUCUUAAGGAGUAUGCUGAGGCUUUAAGAAAAAUCAAAGAUCCCAAACAAGAGGAUGAAAACAAAGAAGAUAUCCACCUAGAACAGAUGGAGUACACCCUGAAGCUGUUGAAGAAGAGUCUGCUGCGGCACACUGACCCAAUCUGGAUUGACAACCCCCGGCACCACCAAACUGUGGAGGAGGCCACUAGUGAGGAAAAGGUGGAGGACAAUCCCCAGGACCUAUUGGACACACUGCCCCCAUUGCCAGAAGAAACACAACCAGAGCUGCCGCCUGAGCUGAAGGACGCUAAAAUACUUUUCGAAGCGGCCGAGGCGAAGUUGCGCAGACGCUCGCCGGAUCUCCGCACUGCAGUCUCCCAAAUAAAGACCGCCGCGGACAGCGGUUAUGUGCCGGCUAAGAUCCAGUUGGCUUGGUGCUAUUUGUUUGGCGAGGGCGUCGAGAUGGACGUGGAUAAAGCCAGGGUGAUAUUUGAGGAGUUGGCGGAGGGAGGCAACGCUGAUGCGCAAGCGGGUCUAGGCUUCCUGUACGCGACCGGGACCGGAGUCCCCGUGUCUCAGGCCAAGGCCCUGGUGCACUACUCGCUGGGCGCGCUCGGAGACAGCGAGUUCGCGCAGAUGGCGCUCGCCUACCGCCACUGGGCGGGCGCCACCGUGCCCGCUUCCUGUCCCAAAGCCUUGGACCUCUAUAUGAAGGUCGCUUCUAAGGUGGCAAGUCAAGUGUCCAUCAGUGGAGGCCCAGCUAUACAAAGGACCCGUUUAGUUGACGAAGCCGAGGGCGCUGGUGGAGCCCUAGAUACAGACCUCAUAGAGUACUACCAGCUCUUGGCUGAGAAAGGAGAUGUUCAGGCUCAGGUGGGACUCGGUCAGCUCCACUUCCAGGGCGGACGUGGGGUCACCUUGGACCUCAACAAAGCGUUGCACUACUUCACACAAGCCGCUAAAAGUGGAAACGCCGUGGCGAACGCUUUCCUUGGCAAGAUCUACUUGGAAGGAGGUGAUGAUAUUAAACCAGACAAUGAAACCGCUUUGCGUUACUUCAGAAAAGCGGCCGAGUUGAACAACCCCGUUGGUCAGAGUGGACUAGGCAUCAUGUAUUUACAGGGUCGCGCUGUACCCAAAGAUCCAUCAGCGGCAUUCAAAUACUUCACCCAGGCCGCCAACCAAGGCUGGGUGGAGGGGCAGCUGCACCUGGGCUUCAUGUACUUUGGUGGCAUCGGCGUCCGGCGCGACUUCAAACAGGCCAACAAGUACUUCUCACUGGCAUCGCAAUCUGGACAUGUCCUGGCAUUGUAUCAUCUUGGACAGAUGCAUGCUCAGGGGCUUGGCGUAUUGAGGUCGUGUACCACCGCUGUUGAGUUGUUCAAAAACGUUUGCGAACGCGGUCCGUGGAGUUCCCGUUUGAUGAUGGCGCACGCGGCGUGGAAACGAAGGGAGACGCCCAGCGCAUUGCUGCAGUACCUCGCUUUGGCAGAGAGGGGAUAUGAGGUGGCCCAAUCAAACGCGGCUUACCUCCUGGACGAGGGCCACGUGUCGCCGUACGCGCCCGCGGAGCGCCACGCGCGCGCGCUGCAGCUGUGGGCGCGCGCCGCCGCGCAGGGCUGCAGCGCCGCCAGGGUCAAACUCGGGGACUACCACUACUACGGUCUAGGCACGCCUGAAGACUUGGACUUAGCCGCGCAUCACUACAGAAUAGCAUCGGAACAGUUGCAUAACGCACAGGCGACAUUCAACCUGGGUUACAUGCACGAGCGAGGUCUGGGUCUGGCCCAGGACUUGCAUCUCGCCAAGCGAUGUUACGACUUGGCAGCGGACACCGCUCCCGAGGCGAGGCUGCCCUCGGCCUUAGCGCUGGCGAAGUUGAACGCUCACGCGGCUCUCAACCAGCUGUAUACGUCUGUAUUCGAGAGCCCCCUAGCGGUGAUAUUUCUAACAGGCGAAGGCACGAUAGGGUCCAACUGGGACCUGUACCUCAUCACGGCCCUACUGGGGGCCCUCGGAGUAGUGUUGUACCUGCGGAGGCCCGCCGCCCCACCGCAACAGGCCCCGCCGCCGCGACAGGCCCCACAACCGCAGCCUGAAAACUGAAUGUAGCGAAGAAACGUGGACAAUUCUAUUUUACUACGUCGAUUUAGUGCUGUGUCGAAAUAUAGUUCGGUAUCCGGAAAAAAAUUCGAGAUGAAAAAAAAAGAACUUGUUUGAAUUAAGAAUGUAAAUAUUAGGUACAGAAAAUACUGGCAAACUUGAUUUGUGAAUUUGUUUAAAUAAAGAAUGUCCAUUUGGGCAGGGUUAUGUUUAAAAUUAAAAAAAGAAAUUAAUUUAUUGAAUUACGAAUGCAUACAUUUCGAUUUAUCAUUGAUACAUGUAAGUUGAUUUUUUUUUUGGAAAGGCACUAAUUUAUUAAUUAAUUCAGUCUUUUAAGAACGCAAUGUUACCACAAAAAAUUGCGAUGUGUCAAUGUUUGUCGAUUUUGUCGAAUAGGGUGAUGCUUGCUAGUGAAAUUUUAAUCAAGAAGGACUGAAAUUAAAUGCCAAAUAAGUCUUGUUUCAUGUUCAUUCUUCAUGCGUUUCGAAACUAUUUAUAUCAUUCAAACAAUUAAUGUUUCUAUCUCAUAAAACAAAAAAUACUUUGAAUAACAAAUAACGUUGUGACAGUACCAGUGAGAAAGUUAUUAUUUGAAAUUCAUUUAUAUAUAAGUUUGAUUUGGGUUACCACUGUUGAACUGAAUUUUACUGUAAAAUAAUUAACUUUUAUUAGUGAGAAUAUUUUUUUGUUAUCUAUACACUUCAUUAUAAUCGCACUUUAAUUUUACACUUGAUUGAUCGUGAUUAAGACGUCAAAUAUUGGUCGCCCUAAAUCUUGCUUUUAUAUUGAUGAUUUACAUAGAUUGUUAUGGUUAUCUAUUACGCUGGAUAAAAUGUGAUUGGAUAUGAUGAGCCAUAUUUAAGUUCUGUCUUUUGACCAAUCACCGCAAUAGAACGGACGCCAUCUUUGAUUUUCACCUCGCCCAAUCACCGAUGUUUCGGUUCCCAUUCACAUUUGGCUUCGUUAUUUAAAGUGGUUGUAUAAUUGGGCGUAAUUUUCACAAUUAUUAUGUGUAUAAUAGUCAAUUUGAGUUAAAAAUCAGUAAAAUGUUCCCUGUGCUCAUCUCUGGAGGCUGAUUUCUUAAUCACGCUCUUCUACGUCUACCGAUGGUUACCAAGAGUAAAGCGAUCUGUCAUUCAAAUAAAUCGACCCGAAUAAGAAAACCAUUGGUAAAUGGUAAUGAGAGAUGUAUGUAAAUUGCCUGUGUGUCAUCCUUCAGGACUGAGAUAAUAUAGACUACUACUAUAUAAUCAAUCAAUUCUGACUCAACCAUAAUUCGCCAGACUAUUAUCAAUUAGAGGUAUUGGCUAAUCGAAGAUUUAGUCAAAAAAAUUGAAUGCGCCUAAUUAUUCGACCAUUUGUUAAUUUUUCAUGACUUUCAUACAGGUUUUAUUCACGUAAAUAAUUGUAUUUUCUUAUUUAGAUAUUUAUAAAAUAACUAGAAAUUUCAUUUGAUUGUUUCACAUCACACCAAGAACAGCGUGACUGAACUAAUGCCAGAUAGAUUGCUUUUUGUUUUUGGGUGAUAUUAAUUAAAUAAAAUCUUGUAAAUAAUGAAGAAAUAUAGAUUUUUUAAGUUAUA